CCUUUAAGCCGGUGCGGAAGUAGACGGAGUUGAUGCAACACUCGAGGGAAGGUCAGGCUCGGGUUCCCGUCAAUUCAAUCAUCACAUAUUAAACCAAACCGGUUUUCGGGACCAGUUAACUGUCUCGGAGGAACAGCUACGAGUCUCCACUUUCGCCGCUACCCAGCUUUAAACACUCCGGUGCGUCCGUGGCUUUGCUCGGAGGGAACUCCAGCGGGAAGUAACGACACUCGGCGGCGGUUCGUUUUAAAUCAUCUGACGGCUCGGCGUAAAUCCGUCCUCCCGAUGUCUUCGUCCAAAUGCACCCGGCUGAGCGGAGCCCUGGUGAAACAGGUGCUGGACUCCGUGGACAGUGUCCUGUUCGACUGUGACGGGGUGAUCUGGAGGGGGGACCAGGCCGUCCCGGGCGCUGCCCAGGUCAUCAACCUCCUCAAGGCGCACGGCAAGAAGGUCUUCUUCGUGACCAACAACAGCAGCAAGACGCGGAAGAUGUACGCCGAGAAAAUGAUCGCGAUGGGCUUCAACGUGACGGAAAACGAGGUGUUCGGGACGGCGUACUGCUCCGCCAUGUACCUGAAGACCGUGUGCAAGCUGGAGGGGGGCAAAGUGUACCUGAUAGGGAGCAACGCCAUGAGGCAGGAGCUGGAGGCGGUGGGGAUCCGGCAGACCGGCGUGGGACCCGACCCCGUCUCCGGGAAGCAGAUCGACUGGGCCACCGUGCCCCUGGACCCCGAGGUGAAGGCGGUGGUGGUGGGCUUCGACGAGCAUUUCAGCUACAUGAAGCUGAACAGAGCCCUGCAGUACCUGAUCCAGCAGGGCUGCCUGUUCGUGGGAACCAACAGGGACACCAGGCUGCCUCUGGAGGGGGGCAAGGCUGUCCCAGGUACGGGCUGCCUGCUGCAGGCUGUCGAGACAGCCGCCCAGCGCAAGUCCCAGACCGUGGGCAAGCCCAACCACUUCAUGUUCGACUGCGUGGCCUCCCAGUUCGGCGUGGAGCCCGGCCGCUGCCUCAUGGUCGGGGACCGGCUCGACACCGACAUCAUGCUGGGCACCAACUGCGGCCUGAAGACCCUCCUCACCCUCACGGGGGUCAACACCGUGGCCGACGCCGAGGCCCACCGGGAGAGCGGCUGCGCGGAGAGGCAGGGGAUGGUGCCGGAUUAUUACGUGGAGAGCAUCGCGGACCUCCUUCCAGCUCUGCAGGGAUGAGGCCGAGAAACGACGCAGCGGCUGCACGCCUUAGAAACUGUCUUUUAAAAGAAAAAAAAAAUACGAAAGGAAUAUAUUUUUUAUCUAGAUUAGCAUGUUAAAAGUCAUCUCUGUAACCAAACGUCUGUUUGGCAGAGAUAAAGACUCUAGAGACACUGUUCAGAUUUUAUUUGAUUCACUAAAUAUAUAUAUAUA
Messenger RNA from Mugil cephalus (flathead mullet), 1404 nucleotides. It is a transcript of the gene pgp, whose product is annotated as phosphoglycolate phosphatase. The coding region runs from base 286 to 1209 and encodes 307 amino acids. Lineage: Eukaryota; Metazoa; Chordata; Actinopteri; Mugiliformes; Mugilidae. Gene Ontology annotation, cellular component: cytoplasm. The transcript is spliced from 2 exons. The record is from RefSeq and is a predicted model, not a curated record. Gene Ontology annotation, molecular function: sn-glycerol 3-phosphatase activity.